CAUCCAAGGCUACUGUGACUAGGUGUUACAGGUUGUGCUGGCUACUCCGUGGGGCUCUCUUCACCCAAGAUGGCCCUCCCGUUCCCCACCAUGGACGUGGUCCUCACAGCGGUCCUCAGCCUUCUCCUCCUGGCGCUGACCUUGAGCCUGGUCUGCUUCUUCACCUGCCGCCUGGCCAGGCCGCUCAGGAUUGGAACAUCAAUUAACUACUGACCACUGGCAGCCCACCCUUCCCACCCAUAUCCAUCAUACCUCUGGGCUCCAGAGAAAAAGCAGGUCUUGGAGUGCACCAUGAUUUCACCAUUCUUAGUGCUGGCCAUUGGCACCUGCCUUACCAACUCCUUAGUGCCAGAGAAAGAGAAAGACCCCAAGUACUGGAGAGACCAAGCUCAGCAGACCCUGAAAAAUGCCCUGAGGCUUCAGACUCUCAACACCAACGUGGCUAAGAAUGUCAUCAUGUUCCUUGGAGAUGGGAUGGGCGUCUCCACGGUGACGGCGGCCCGCAUCCUCAAGGGUCAGCUCCACCACAGCCCAGGGGAGGAGACCAGGCUGGAGAUGGACAAGUUUCCCUACGUGGCCCUCUCCAAGACAUACAACACCAACGCUCAGGUCCCUGACAGCGCGGGCACCGCCACCGCCUAUUUGUGUGGGGUGAAGGCCAACGAGGGCACUGUGGGGGUGAGCGCAGCGACCCAGCGCACCGAGUGCAACACCACUCAGGGCAACGAGGUCACCUCCAUCCUGCGCUGGGCCAAGGACGCAGGGAAAUCCGUGGGCAUCGUGACCACUACGCGAGUGAACCACGCCACCCCCAGCGCCGCCUACGCCCACUCUGCUGACCGGGACUGGUACUCGGACAACGAGAUGCCCCCGGAGGCCCUUAGCCAGGGCUGCAAGGACAUCGCCUACCAGCUCAUGCACAACGUCAGGGACAUCGAGGUGAUCAUGGGGGGCGGCCGGAAGUACAUGUUCCCCAAGAAUAGAACCGAUGUGGAGUAUGAGAUGGACGAGAAGGCCAGGGGCACGAGGCUGGACGGCCUGAACCUCAUCGACAUCUGGAAGAGCUUCAAACCGAAACACAAGCACUCUCACUAUAUCUGGAACCGCACUGAACUCCUGGCCCUCGACCCCUACACCGUGGACUACCUCUUGGGUCUCUUUGAGCCAGGGGACAUGCAGUAUGAGCUCAACAGGAACAACGUGACUGACCCUUCACUCUCCGAGAUGGUGGAGAUGGCCAUCAAGAUCCUGAGCAAGAACCCCAAAGGCUUCUUCUUGCUGGUGGAAGGGGGAAGGAUUGACCACGGGCACCAUGAGGGCAAAGCCAAGCAGGCACUGCACGAGGCGGUGGAGAUGGACAGGGCAAUCGGGCAGGCAGGCGCCAUGACCUCCGUGGAAGACACGCUGACCGUUGUCACCGCCGACCACUCCCACGUCUUUACCUUUGGCGGGUACACCCCCCGUGGCAACUCUAUUUUUGUGCCUCCCUGUGCAGGUCUGGCCCCCAUGGUGAGUGACACAGACAAGAAGCCUUUCACUGCCAUCCUGUACGGCAACGGGCCUGGCUACAAGGUGGUAGGCGGUGAGCGAGAGAAUGUCUCCAUGGUGGACUACGCUCACAACAACUACCAGGCACAGUCCGCCGUGCCCCUGCGCCACGAGACCCAUGGCGGGGAGGACGUAGCCAUCUUCGCCAAGGGCCCCAUGGCACACCUGCUGCACGGCGUCCACGAGCAGAACUACAUCCCCCACGUGAUGGCUUACGCAGCCUGCAUCGGUGCCAACCGCGACCACUGUGCCUCCGCCAGCUUGUCAGGCAGCCCCUCCCCAGGCCCUCUGCUGUUCCUGCUGGCCCUGCUCCCCCUGGCCAUCCUGUUCUGAGGGCCCAGGGCCUGGGCAUCUACCAGCCCACGACAGAUGGCUGGCCUCCCUCUCCAAGUGCUGCCCACCCCCGGCAGCCCACACCUCAAGGGGCGGGAGGCAGAGGCCUCCACAGCCUCUGCAGCUGCCAGAAAGGGGACCCAGGAAACCAAAGUCUGCCUGCUGCCCACCUCGCUCCCCGCUGGAAAUCUCCACCAGUUGCUGGCCUCCAGCCUCUGCCCCCACCCGCUGCCCCUUUGGCCAACAGGGUAGGUUUCUCUUGGGCAGGCAGAGAGCAUAGACUGCAGAACUUCUCAAAGCAUCUUAUUUUUCUAGCAGACGUAUUUCUCCAGACCCAGAGGCCUUGGAGCUUCUACAGAACAUUCCGGAUCUGACCCUCCCACUCCCCUCUCCUUCCCUCUGGAAGCCACCAGGCCCCACCAGGCUCAUGUCCCUGUCCCCAAGCCCAGUCCUAACUGCAGGGGAGACCAAGUCCUUCUCCUCAGGAUGGGGGUUUGCUCACUCAUUCCAAGGCCGCCUGGGGCUCCCAGGAAGUCAGCUCCUGGGACUGGCCAUCCAGCCCAGGGUGGCCCAGGCUGGGAAGGGCAGCCUGGCAGAGCAGACACUUCCCAGCUCUGAACACACAUGCCAGCUCCUCUCUGAAGUGACUCUCCUGUUUGGAGCAGCCAAAAACUUUUCUCUUUUUGAUGUUGGUUAAAAGGGAACACAAAACAUUUAAAUAAAACUUUCCAAAUAUUUCUGA
Orcinus orca (killer whale) is the source of this 2623-nucleotide messenger RNA. It is a transcript of the gene ALPL, whose product is annotated as alkaline phosphatase, biomineralization associated. Gene Ontology annotation, cellular component: plasma membrane. The coding region runs from base 292 to 1881 and encodes 529 amino acids. The transcript has 12 exons. The record is from RefSeq and is a predicted model, not a curated record. NCBI's taxonomy places the organism in Eukaryota, Metazoa, Chordata, Mammalia, Artiodactyla, Delphinidae. Gene Ontology annotation, biological process: dephosphorylation. Gene Ontology annotation, molecular function: alkaline phosphatase activity.